UCCAAUCUCUUUCCAAUUUCAAAUUCACGACGUCUCUCGAGCGGAGUCGGUCCGUUGGCGUUCAGUCAGUGUUCGCGUUUCGUCCCGUUCACACCGCCGGUUCACCGUGCGUCACCGCCGCGUACGUUAUCGUACGCCGAUUUUAAUUGUCGAUUACCCGGAAUUCCCGGACUCCGGCCGCGCGCGCAAACACGGCGGAUAGACCGAUAACGUAUUUAUAUAAUACGGCGGUUGUAUUACAAGACGAGUAGACGAUACACCUGUGUCAAGGUACACCGAUUAAUACCGUAAUAUAAUUAUUGUUUUGUUUGCCAGCAUAUUAUAUUUCAACGACUGACGGACCGCAAUCGCCGUAUUCGUAUUUUUAUUUUCGAUAUCGUGUCGGUUACAUUAAUUUCGAUCGCGAGAUAAGAAGAAUAUCAUAUUUUAAUAUCCAUCCGACGCCGUCACUGUAAUACACGGUUCUGCGGACCUACGGUAGGCACCGCUGUACCACGAUAUAAAUUGAACCCGCUAAGCCGGUAUCCUCGCCGGUAACGUUUGUUUGAAUAUUGUACGACGAGUCGCUGAGCUCUAGUUGUCGUCGCUCGAAUCUCGUCACCCGCCACUUUCAUUUAUGGAGUUGGCCGAUUUGGACAGUUUUUGCGGUUCGCCUUUUUGGGACUGGAACUUGUCCUGGAACACCACCGAUCCCGAUGUCACGCUUUGUUUUGAGAAGACCGCUUUGGUCUGGUCGCCUUGCCUGUUCCUGUGGCUUUUCUCUCCACUGGAAGUUUACUAUCUGGUGCACAGCAGGUACAGGGACAUACCGUGGAAUUGGCUCAACUUGACCAAACUGGGUGGUGCAGCUAUAUUAUGCCUUCUUUCAAUAAUUGAUAUUGCAUAUGCAAUAAUUCAGUAUUCUUCAGGGAUGCCUAUAUAUUCUGUAGAUUUCUAUACACCACUUGUAAAACUAAUCACAUUUGGAUUUACAAUGGUUUUAAUUAGUGCCAAUCGUGCAAGAGGUAUAAGGUCCUCUGGGUUAAUAUUUUUGUUUUGGUUAUCCUUGGCUUUUUGUGGGAUAGUUCAAUAUCGAACUGAGUUCCGAUUAGCAUUUUCCGAUGUACCAUCACAAAAAUAUCAAUUAAUAAGUUACAUGGUGUAUUAUCCUCUUGUUUUAAUACAGUUCGUUUUAAACUUUUUUGCCGAUGCCGAUCCACGGCUAUCAGAUUAUCCCCCUGUUGAGAAACCAUGUCCUGAAAUGAAAGCAUCAUAUCCCUCACGGAUAUUAUUCACGUGGUUUGACACAUUAGCAUGGACUGGUUAUAAUCGUCCUUUAGAAACUAAAGAUUUGUGGAAUAUGAAUUAUGACGAUAGUUCACGAGAAGUAGUUCCUAUUUUUGAUAAACAUUGGGAACGUUCAUUGAUUAAAGCAAAGUUACUAGAUAAUGCCAAAGCAUCUUAUAUUAAACAUAAAUCAGAUGGAAGUAUUGAAGUAUCACCUACUGAAUAUUCAAGAUUUACUCGUGCUACUAAAAGUGAAAAUGAAGCAUCCAUUCUUCCUGCUUUGUGUAAAUCAUUUGGUCGUACAUUUUUAUUUGGAACAUUUCUAAAAGUAAUUGAAGAUUGUUUAGUUUUUGUGAGCCCUCAAGUUCUUAAAUAUUUGAUAGCAUUUGUAGGAAAUACAAAUGAACCACUGUGGAGAGGAUAUUUUUAUGUUUUUCUUAUGAUGUUAACAGCAACAUUGCAAACAUUAAUAUUGUCUCAAUAUUUUCAUCGUAUGUAUCUAGUUGGUAUGCGUGUACGAACUGCUCUUACUUCUGCUAUUUAUCGAAAGGCUUUGAGAAUUUCUAAUACAGCUAGAAAAACUUUUACUGUUGGUGAAAUAGUUAAUUUGAUGGCUGUUGAUGCUCAUAGAUUUGUUGAUCUGACAACUUAUCUUAAUAUGAUUUGGUCUGCUCCAUUUCAAAUUGGUCUUGCAAUAUACUUUUUAUGGCAAUCACUUGGGCCUAGUGUACUUGCUGGUCUAUUUGUAAUGAUAGUUUUAAUACCAAUAAAUGGUUUUGUGGCUGCAAAAGCAAGAAAUCUUCAGAUCAAACAAAUGAAAAAUAAAGAUCAAAGAGUUAAAUUAAUGAAUGAAAUUUUGUCCGGGAUAAAAGUAUUAAAAUUAUAUGCUUGGGAACCAAGUUUUGAACAAAAAGUGUUGGAUAUUCGUGGAAAAGAAAUCAAAGUUCUUCGUACUGCAGCAUAUUUGAAUGCAGCUACUUCAUUUAUUUGGGCUUGUGCUCCAUUCCUGGUAUCAUUAGUAACAUUUGCAGUUUAUGUAUUAUCUGACGAUAGCCAUGUAUUGGAUGCACAGACAGCUUUUGUUUCUUUAUCUUUAUUCAACAUUUUACGUUUCCCAUUAUCUAUGUUACCAAUGUUUGUGUCAAAUGUAGUUCAAUCAAGUGUUUCUGUAAAGAGAAUAAAUAAGUUUAUGAACUCAGAAGAGUUGGAUCCAGAUUCUGUUACUCACGAUUCUGAUGAAAAGGAUCCUCUUGUAAUUGAAAAUGGUACAUUCACUUGGGGUGAACUAACUGACCCACCAACUUUAUCAAACAUAAAUUUAAGAGUUUCAUCUGGACAGUUAGUUGCUGUUGUGGGUACUGUUGGUUCUGGGAAGAGUUCUUUAGUAUCAGCUUUUCUUGGUGAAAUGGAAAAAGUUUCUGGUAGAGUUAAUACCAAAGGAUCUAUAGCAUAUGUACCACAGCAAGCUUGGAUACAGAAUACAUCACUUAAAGAUAAUAUAUUGUUUGGUCAGACGUUAAGUGACAGAGCUUAUAAUAAGGUCAUUGAUGCAUGUGCAUUGAGAGCUGACUUCCAAAUGCUUCCAGCAGGCGAUGAAACAGAAAUUGGUGAAAAGGGGAUAAAUUUAAGUGGAGGCCAAAAACAAAGAGUAAGUUUGGCAAGAGCAGUUUAUAAAGAGAGUGAUAUAUAUUUUUUGGACGAUCCAUUAAGUGCUGUUGAUUCACAUGUCGGUAAACAUAUUUUUGAACACGUUAUUGGACCUACAGGACUGCUGAGAAAAAAAACACGAAUUUUGGUUACUCAUAGCAUUACUUAUCUCAGAGAAGUCGAUUUAAUUGUGGUAAUGAAAGAUGGUCAAGUAUCCGAGUCUGGCACAUAUAAAGAAUUAUUAGAUAAGAAAGGAGAUUUUGCUGAUUUCUUAAUAUUGCACAUGCAAGAACAAAAUGAACUUAAAGUUGAUGAAAUUGAAAUUGAUAAGUUAUUGGAAGAUGCACCUGCAGAUUUAAAAGAAAAAUAUGUUCGUCAAAGAAGUGAAUCCAAUUCAAAUUCUUCAAUGCAAAGGCAAAGGUCUAUUGAUUCUGAAAAAACCAUUCCUCUACCUAUCAUUGAUCAGCAGGCUAAAUUGAUUGAAGUGGAAAAAGCUGAAACGGGCAGUGUCAAAUGGGAAGUUUAUGUACAUUAUUUGAAGUCAAUUGGACCUUUUUUGUGCAUAUCUACAGUUGUUUUAAGUAUUAUAUUUCAAGGAUUUUCUAUUUCAUCAAAUAUUUGGCUUUCUAUAUGGUCUAAUGACGAUAGUUCUCAUGUUCAUGGAAAAGAAAAUAUAAGCAAAAGAAAUUUAUACUUAUCUGUUUAUGGACUUCUUGGAUUUGGUCAAGGGUUAUUUGAAUUUUUGGCUGAUCUAUGUUUGUGUUUGGGAGCAUGGAAGGCAUCUGUCAUGUUGCAUAAUUACAUGGCAGGAAAUGUUUUUCGAAAUCCAAUGAAAUUUUUUGAUGCUACUCCAACUGGUCGAAUUUUGUCCCGUUUCUCGGGAGAUGUUGAAGUUGUUGACAAGCUUUCUCAACAGCUAUCUGAUACGGUUUAUUGUUUCAUGGAUGUUACUGGUACUUUGGUUGUUAUCAGUUAUAGUACACCUGUGUUUACAGCCGUGAUAAUUCCUAUUGGUAUUAUUUAUUAUUUCAUACAGAGAUUUUAUGUUGCGACAUCACGUCAGCUGAAAAGGCUUGAGUCUGUAUCUCGCUCUCCAAUUUAUUCACAUUUUAGUGAAACAGUUACUGGUGCAACAUCAAUUCGUGCUUAUGGUGCAGAAUCUAAAUUUAUACUUCAGUCUGAACAAAAAGUUGAUUUUAAUCAAACUUGUUACUAUCCAAGUACAGUGGCUAAUAGAUGGUUAGCUGUAAGGUUAGAAACAAUUGGUAAUUUUAUUAUUUUCUUCUCAUCUGUGUUCUCAGUAUUGGGAAGAGAUACAUUAAGUCCAGGUAUUGUUGGUUUGUCUGUCAGUUAUGCUCUACAGAUAACACAAACACUCAAUUGGUUGGUUAGAAUGACGUCUGAAGUUGAAACUAAUAUUGUAGCCGUUGAACGUAUUAAAGAAUAUGGAGAAACGCCUCAAGAAGCGCCUUGGGAUAUACCAUCAAAUUUGCCACCCAAAGAAUGGCCAACAAAUGGAGAAGUUCAAUUUAAAAAUCUUAAAGUUCGUUAUCGUGAAGGAUUAGACUUAGCAUUGAAGGGGCUAGAUAUCUUAGUGGAAGGAGGCCAAAAGGUAGGUAUAGUUGGACGUACCGGAGCUGGAAAAUCUUCUUUGACUCUUAGUUUAUUCCGUAUCGUGGAAGCCGCUGAAGGAUCAAUUCUUGUUGAUGGUGUAGACAUAUCAAAUAUUGGCUUGCAUACAUUACGUGGCCGUCUCACAAUUAUUCCACAGGAUCCAGUAUUGUUUUCUGGUACAUUAAGAAUGAAUUUAGAUCCAACUAAUAGUAAUACAGAUGAGCAGCUUUGGAACUCCUUAAAGCUAGCCCAUUUAAAAGAAUAUGUCAAAGGGCUAGUAGGUGGUUUGGAUUAUGAAGUGUCAGAAGGAGGAGAUAAUCUUAGUGUGGGCCAAAGACAAUUAGUGUGUUUGGCUAGAGCAUUGUUAAGAAAGACAAAAUUAUUAGUGUUAGAUGAAGCAACAGCAGCAAUUGAUUUAGAAACAGAUGAUCUUAUACAAACAACUAUACGAUCAGAAUUCAAGGACUGCACAGUAUUGACAAUUGCUCAUCGUCUAAACACAAUCAUGGAUUCUGACAAGGUAAUAGUUUUGGAUAAUGGUUUCAUGGUCGAAUAUGACUCGCCAGCCAAUUUAUUGCAAGAAAAAUCAUCAGUUUUCUACUUGAUGGCAAAGGACGCAGGUCUAAUACAAUAAAAGUGUUCAACCCAUAUUAUCAAUCUCAUGUGUUCAGUCAGUCUGAAUAAAUUUGUUCAUUUUGCGGUUAAACAAUCAUGGUUUUGUUUUAUCAUAUUUUUGGCAAUUUUUGUCACAGAUUGAUAACUAAACUAUUAAAAAUAGUAUACUUAUAACAGUAAAAUGAUGUUUUAUGAAUGAUUUUUUUUUAUUUUAAUUUUUUGUUUUAAUAUUAAGCCGUCCGUGUUAAAUCAAAUACUUGCCAUUUGAUUAGAGUUUUAAAUGUUAAUUUUUUUAUUUAUAUAUAAAAAAAAAUUACAUACAUAAUGUUACUGUUAAAAAUUGUUCAGUGUAU
Molecule: messenger RNA, 5495 nt
Organism: Rhopalosiphum maidis (corn leaf aphid)
Lineage: Eukaryota; Metazoa; Arthropoda; Insecta; Hemiptera; Aphididae
Gene: MRP
Product: multidrug resistance-associated protein 1
Exons: 29
Coding region: 617-5161 (1514 amino acids)
Biological process (GO): transmembrane transport
Cellular component (GO): membrane
Molecular function (GO): ABC-type transporter activity; ATP hydrolysis activity; ATP binding
Source: RefSeq, a predicted model, not a curated record